This is a messenger RNA of Armigeres subalbatus, 1268 nucleotides long. Its product is annotated as mitochondrial genome maintenance exonuclease 1-like. The record is from RefSeq and is a predicted model, not a curated record. Gene Ontology annotation, molecular function: single-stranded DNA exodeoxyribonuclease activity. Gene Ontology annotation, biological process: mitochondrial DNA replication. Bases 147 to 1214 code for a protein of 355 amino acids. The transcript is spliced from 2 exons. Gene Ontology annotation, cellular component: mitochondrion. NCBI's taxonomy places the organism in Eukaryota, Metazoa, Arthropoda, Insecta, Diptera, Culicidae.
UGCAGCCACAACUCCUGAACAUUUUUGUACAACAUCGAAAGUGAAGUAAGUUUCUCCGACAUAAAAAAACGAUUGAAGAAUUCAAAUUUAAUUUAAUAUAUGUUAAAAACAAUACGUAUACUAGUUUAAAUGUGUUCUGUGCCAUAAUGUUCAAGUCUGUGAUCUGUAGGCACUUUGCCACGGUAAUAAAAAAGGCGGAGUAUAAGUCGAAGCCUCUCAACCAGAAAGCGCGCUCGAUUCAAAAUUUAAACUACGAAAACAAGGCACUAUUUGGAGCCGUUAACAAAACGGAUAAGGAGCCGUCGAUUGCCUUCAAAGCUGGUCGCCAAUCAGUGAAUGAAAUCAGUAAUGAUUCCGAAAUGUAUUGGCUGUUGCAGAAAGACAGUUCAAACAGAAAGAUAAUUCGAUCGUCCGCUAGCACCCGGAAGGGAAGCAUCACGUCAUCCCUCCCGGCGAUUCCCUUCAUUGACACAGAAUUGCGCUCAGUGUUGACAUUCCCUUUGCUACUAUCGGCGAAUGGAACUCACGAACGAACAUGGACGCGUCACGAACAGUACGAAACAGAUCUCUACAGGUCGCCUUCGGUUAGCAAAAUCCUGACCGCCACAAUGUCGGAAGCUGCACGUCAGGCUUUGCUCAAGUGGAAAGCAACCAAAAUUGCUGAACUAGGUGAGGACGGAUUUGUCGAAUAUCAGAAGGCUGUUCUGGAGAGGGGUAGUAAUUUUCAUUCCUGCUUGGAGAGUUGGCUCAGUCAAGAGGAUGUUGAUCGGGAUAAAUUGGACAAGGCUCGAGAUCUGUGGAGCAGCAUCGAUGGAUCGCUAGGAAGAAUCGGAAGACCUGCUCGAUUAGUUGAAAGAAAAAUCUAUCACCCAUUCCUGCAUUACAAUGGAGUAGUGGAUUGCGUAUCGUCGUUGGAUAACAAACUGCACAUCAUCGAGUGGAAAACUUCGGAGAACCAGAAAGCCUCGCUGUCGGCCACUUAUGAUGCGCCGAUUCAGUUGUGCGCCUACCUUGGAGCACUGAAAACGGAGCCCGAGUUUAGAGAUCUGGACAUCUCUGGUGGUGCUGUGUUCGUGGCUUAUACGACUGGUAAACCUGCCCAUGUACACUUGGUCAGUUCCGUGAAGCUGAAGAAAUACUGGUCCAUUUGGCUGCAACGGUUGCAGGAAUACUGGAUCCGAUAUCGGGACAAUACUUUACCGGAACCGAUUUGAUGCUUUUGUUAUUGAAUAAGUGAAAUAAAAUUGUUUGUUAAAAUUACAAAACAA